This is a messenger RNA of Rotaria sp. Silwood1, 2066 nucleotides long. The record is from the annotation of a GenBank genome assembly. Lineage: Eukaryota; Metazoa; Rotifera; Eurotatoria; Philodinida; Philodinidae.
AUAAUCGAUCUAAAGAACGAGAACAGAUUAAAAAAAUAAUAUAAAUUGUGGAUCGCUUCAUUUCAGUGUAGAUACACGAGGUGGAUUGAAUUUUCUCUUUUGUCUGUUUUUUUUAUUCUACGUAUAGUCUAGUUAUAUAAGAAUGAAAAAAAGCAUUCAUUCGUUAGAAUAUUUUUAUUGUCAAUUGUAUCACAUGUUUUCUAUAUAUAUAUAUUAGUAGAACAGAGCGAAAUAUAUUCUACGCUAUAAGAUAUAAAAAAAAUAUUUAAUGACUGCGUGCGAAUAUAAAUUUCUUGAUUUUAAUUAAAUAAUUUCAAAGAAAAAAAACCAUAAAUAGUGAUUGAACAAAAAUAUCAAGUUUGAGUAUAUUUUUUCGACUGUAAGAAUUUUUUAAAGCUAUCCUGAUUUAAAAUGAUUUAUGCUGAGUUACAAUGAGUUAAAAGCUGAUUUAAAAUAAGUUAAGAUGAUUUAACGAAUUUAAUUUUGAGUGUUUAGCUGAUUUAAAUCAGUCGAUUACCCUCCUUGCUUCGUGAUCCUUUCAGUAAAUUGUAAAUAUAAUCUGUUUUAGUUCUAGUGUGUAUAGUUCAUUUAGAUUCCUUGUUGAGUAUCGAUGUGUAGGUAUCAGUUUGAUGAGACGAAUUUAUGACAAAAAUCCUCACACAGACAGGCAUACCAUCAUGCACCAGGAGACUGACAUAAGUAUCAGCAUCCACACACAUACUUUUUCAAAUGUUGGAUAAUAGCUUUGUUGAGAGCUGUAAAGAAGUAUAACAUACCAAAAGAGCCGAAUAUUUAAUCGAGAAUAAAGCGAGUUUACAUGGAGGAACGUUACAUGUUUCUCGCAUUUACAAUUUGAUGAGAUAAUUGCAAAUGAAAGUAAAACAAGAAAUAGGUCAUAUAUAUUUCAUAGAAUAAUGUUUCAAAAAUUCGAGAGACUCUUUCAUAGAUCAGCAAUAUAAUAAAAGACAUGCUUCCACGAAAGAGAUGAUCCGUAACAUAUCCAAAAACUAAUUUGAUUAUUAAAUGAUUUUUAUACAUGAAUUCGUUGCAAAAUCAUAGAAGAAAACCCACGCUUCUCAUUCAAUGUCUCCAUCUUACUCAUACAACUCUACCAUCGUAAACGUAAACAAAAAAAGAGUUAAAACAAUAAUUGUUGUUAACAAAGUUGAGAACUUGACUCAAAAAGAAUUCUCGUCUUGUAACAAAAUCCUAUUUCUAUGAAGAGAAACUUUCUCUCUCUUAUUUUAAUAAUUUUUCUUGUCUCUAUUUUAGAUUAUCCAUUACGUUCUCCAUCCAGCACCAACAUUCAUCCGAAUGCUCGAUGGCAACAAAAUGGUAUCACUGUAGCUGGAGAAAAUCGACAAGGCAAUGGAAUCAAUCAACUCUCAAACCCAUUGGGUUUGUAUGUUGAUGAUGAUCAAACAAUCUAUGUUGCUGAUCGAGUGAAUCAUCGUAUUGUGGAAUGGAAACGAGGUGCAACAAGUGGCCAAGUGGUUGCCGGUGGAAAUGGACAAGGAAGUGGAGAUCAUCAAUUGGAUAACCCAUAUGAUGUGAUUAUCGACAAAGAGAGAGAUCGUCUGAUCAUAUGCGAUUCUUGGAAUGGAAGAGUGGUUCGAUGGCCUCGUCGAAAUGGAACAAGUGGAGAAACAAUCAUCUCCAACAUCGCUUGUUGGGGUUUGACAAUGGACGAGAAUGGAUCUCUCUAUGUCACUGAUGAUGGAAAAGCUGAAGUGAGACGAUAUCGAAGAGGAGAAUCUCAAGGAACAGUGGUUGCAGGUGGCAAUGGAAGUGGAAAUCGUCUCGAUCAACUCUCUUACCCAACAUACGUAUUCGUCGAUCGAGAUCAUUCAGUGUACGUAUCUGAUUGGAACAAUCACCGUGUGAUGAAAUGGAUGGAAGGUGCAAAACAAGGCAUUGUCGUGGCUGGUGGUCAAGGACAAGGAAAUGAUCUUACACAAUUGUCAUCUCCUGAAGGAGUCGUUGUCGAUCAAUUGGGCACUGUCUAUGUGGCUGAUUGGGGGAAUGAUCGAAUCAUGCGUUGGCCUAAAGGAGCCACACAAGGAAGU